Messenger RNA from Oryza brachyantha (malo sina), 3157 nucleotides. RefSeq names its product stress response protein nst1-like. Bases 449 to 2866 code for a protein of 805 amino acids. The transcript is spliced from 3 exons. The record is from RefSeq and is a predicted model, not a curated record. Lineage: Eukaryota; Viridiplantae; Streptophyta; Magnoliopsida; Poales; Poaceae.
AAGAAGGCAGGAGCUGCGUCUGGACGCUUUAUCCUUUUGCCUCGCGAGAACAGAAAAAAAAUUAGGGAAAAUAGAAAGGGGAAUUGAGACGGGAAGAAGAAGAAGAAGAGGAGAAGGGCAAUCCGACGAAAGGAAAGCUAGGGUUUUCGCCAUGGCUACCACCUGACCUGACCAACCUCGAGCUCCCCUCCUUCUCCAUUCCCAUCCCACCCAAUCUCUUGUAAUCCCGGGCCGGAGGGCAGCAUCUCGCAUCCGCCUUUAUUUGGCUUUCCCCCCUCUCCUUCCCCUCCAUUUUAGGGUUUUCUUUCUUUCCGCCGCAUCGCAUCGUAAUCUUCCCGACCGGGCAAGCAAACUGCUUUUUUGGUCUCUCGCUUUUCUAGGGUUUGAGGGUGGAGGCGCUGGCGAUCGACCGGGCGAUUGCGGAGGCGGAGGCGGAGGCGGCCGGAUAAUGUGUAUACUGUGCGCCGUGCAACGGUGGUCGCGGCGCGUCGCCACCAUGCUGCCGUGGCUCGUGCUCCCGCUCAUCCUCCUCUGGGCGCUCUCGCAGCUCCUCCCCGCCGCCUACCGCUUCGAGGUCACCUCCCCGCGCCUCGCCUGCGUCUCCGUCCUCCUCCUCACCCUCUUCUGGUACGAGAUCCUCCUCCCCCGCCUCUCCCUCUGGCGCGCCCGCCGCUCCGCCCGCCUCCGCGAGGAGCGCCGCGCCCACGCCCUCGAGCUCCAGAAGCUCCGCAAGACCGCCACUCGCCGUUGCCGCAACUGCAACAACCCCUACCGCGACCAGAACCCCGGCGGCGGAAAGUUCAUGUGCUCCUACUGCGGCCAUGUAUCCAAAAGGCCCGUGCUUGACCUCGGCCCUGCCGGGAGGCUCCCCACGGGGUGGCCUUGCACCCAGGAUUGGCCAAAUGCUGCCGGUGACCCAGCAUACUGGCUUGACCUGCGCUGCUCCUCCGAUAACCUCUACUCGGGAUUCUCAUGGCGCUUGUUCUCUUCAUUUUGCCUCAGCAUGAGGUGGUUCUGGAGGAAAGUGCUCAGAUUUGGCUCCUCGGGGGAUGGCGAAGGCUUGGGCCGAGAUGGUAAAAGAUUAGCAAAAGAAGGGGACAAUGGAAUAAAGGCCGAGGAGAGCAGAGUGGAGAAGGCAAAAAGGAAGGCAGAGGAGAAAAGGUUGGCGAGGCUGGAGAAGGAAAUGCUAGAGGAGGAGGAGCGCAAACAGCGGGAGGAGAUGGCAAAGCUUGUGGAGGAACGGAGGAGGCUAAGGGAUGAGAAAGCAGAAGCUGAAGAGCGAUCCAAAGGCGCCACACCUGUUGGGGAGAAGGAUCCUCGGAAGGAAGUGGAACGUAGGCGACAGGAGAGGAAGAGGAAGGAUGAGAAGGAUAAGGGAUCGAGCAAGAGCAAUUCAGAUUGCGAGGAUAAUGAGAGAAGAGUGGGCAGGGAAGGGGAGAGAAAGCGGGACUCUGAUAGAAGAAACGAGCCAGAGAAGCGGGAUGCAACAAGAGUUGGAGCUGAGGGUUAUAAGCCCCAUAACUUUGAUGCUAACAACCAGGCUAGCAAGACAGUACAGAGCAAGGCAAAGUACUUUGGCCGUAUGACAGGCGGUCUGUUAUCUUCUUCAAGAGGUUUCGGUAGCGGUUCCUUUUUUGGCAGAAGUGUUCAGACAUCUGUUCCUCAAGCUAACAAGGUGAAUAAACCACUUGUUACUAUAACUGACCAGAGUAAUGUAGUCAAAAGAGAUGCCCAGCCUCCUGCAACAGCCGUAUCUGCUACUGCUGGAGGGACUACAAAUUCUUGGACUAAUGCUUAUCGACCUGUUAGUCCAAAUGUGCAGUCACAGCCUACUGGCCUUAAAAAGUCAUGGCACCAGCUGUUUAGUCGCUCAGCAUCAGUGUCACCUUGUCCUGAAGUUCCUGCUUCAGCCCCUGAAAACAACGGGCAACCAGAACCACAUGGAGCUCAAAUUAGCAAUGCUCAAAUCUUCCUAUCUCAGUAUCCACCUCUGGACAGUAAGCCUAGUUCAAGCCGAUCCAUGCAAUUUCCAGGUUUUCCACCAGUGAAUGGAGCACCUGCCAACAUGCCACUCUCUCAUUUUCCAGCUGGACAUAUGCCCUUCUAUAGCGAGGCAGAACCAACAGUGUUUGAAGAGUUAGAACAAUUUGAGGACCCGUGCUAUGAUCCAGAUGCAAUCGCGUUGCUUGGGCCAGUUUCAGAGUCCCUAGAUAACUUUCCUUUAGACUUGGAUAGCGGGUUUAUCUCUAGUGACAUCACCAAGGAAACACAUGUGAAACCUUCACCAAUUGAGUCUCCUCUCUCAAGAUCACGUACAGUCGAGGAAAAUCCUAUUGGACACUCAACUGCAAAAGGGCCUAAUGCUUCUAUUUUGCCUGAGGCUAGCAAUGAACAAGGCACAUGGCAAAUGUGGGGCACACCAUUGGUUCAAGACAGUUUAGGCCUACGAGGUCCUCAGACUGAGUGGCUCCUACCGAACACAAAUCAAUUUAACCAUGGCAUCAAUCAUCUGAAUGGCAGAACAACAAACCCACUGGGUUCUGGUUUGGAUGACAAUGGUCCGUGGCUGCAGAAAACACCUUUUCAGCAAUUGCCUCUUGAUACAAGGAGUUUAUUUCUUUCACAUGAUGUCCCAGAGAAGGCUAUACACAAUGAUUUGGGUUUUGGAUCGCCAAACAAAUCAGCCCGUUUGCACCCAUUUGGUCCACCUGGUCACUCUUGGUCCAAGGAGGCACUGGUGCUGAAUGGAACUCAGGAAGCUAGUAAGAUCUGCUCACCAACUGCGGCACCUGUUGGAAGUGGCUUUUUUUCAACAAAUCCUGAUGUACAGUCAGUUUGGUCGUUCAAUCAAAAAGAGACAACAUAGAACAUAUAGAACACAAUGUCGAGCCAAGGCUUCCUUGCCUCCUUUUGAGUUGAGGAAGUUGAGGUGAUAUGUUGGACUGUAUUCCUUUGACGCGAAUGAUAGUCCCCUUUCAUUUAGUAUCACUUACCUGUUAACAUGCGUUUGCAUUAGGCCUCUUACCUGAUGUUUUGGCGCAUUUGACCUUUUUUUUUGGAUUCAAUGCAAAAUGGGCUGGGAACUCAUGGUGCACUAUCACUUUGCUCUUAUUACUGUGGUGACUUGUGAAAUCAUCGGUUCAGUCAGUUGGGCAGC